GCAGAGGCUGCAGUGAAAUUGUUGAUUGUUGAUUUCUUUAUUGUAUCUUUUGGUACUUCGUAGUAAGCUCAGUUGUUUUCUAAUUAAACUUGUUUUAGAUAUGGACAGUUAUAAAAUAAUUUAAUCAAAUGAAAAACUAGUUUUUUAUUCUCUGAUAGAAUAGUUAAUGUAUGUGGACUUGUUUCUAUUACGUGAGAAUAAGGACUACUAAUUUAAUAUUAGUGCUGCUGUUUAGCUUUCAUAACAAUCUGUUGUAAUAGUUUAAAGGUUUGAUUGAGAAAAUAACUGUAAUAUUCCAGUGAUAUAUCAGGCAGAUAUAAGUUGCUGAUGUUAAGUUUUUAUGAUUCUUUUCAUUAAUACUUGUAAUUCAUGAGUAAUACUUUUCAGUGAUAUUAAAUAAUGCUCUGAGGGAGCCAAGGCCUGCUCAGUCUUCUAUAAGAAUGCUUCCUGUUCAAGUCAUAUCUACAGGAGUGGACGCGUGCAAAAUCUUGCAGGCUGACUUGCUUCACUCCGUGAAACUCUGUCAGAUUCGCUUCGGAGGCAGGACUGAGUUAGCAACAGAACUAGACCCCCACGUGGUAGAUGUCUGCAACAGGAUUGAAGCAGUGUUGAGUCAUGGUUUAAGAACGAAGGCAUUACCAAAAAAGAAUCAUUCCACUAUCAAGCAAGUGACGGAGUUGGUAUUGGGUGGUAACGGGCAGGAACCUGCAGUGGUGUUUUGGCAUUUUGUUCGUGACUUCUUGACCAAACACGAGCGGGACCGAUAUGAACAGUUGAAGCAGAUCUAUACAGACAGUGGAAGAGGGAGAGCGUGGCUGCGAUCGGCACUUAAUGAAAAGUCGCUCGAACGCUACAUGCUGUGUCUGAUCGAUGCUGCACCAGAGCAUAUCUCCGUGUACUACGAGGACUGGGCGUUCCUGCGAGACCAGGAGCUCAGCAAUGUGUUGCCGCAGGCUGCGGCCGGUCUGGCAUCUAUACUCUUCGCGAUCAAUAUCUGCCGGGCAGAGCUCAACCAAGAUGGUGGCAGUGGAAUUCCACCAGAGCCUGUGAUACCAGCUCCUAUCUCAAUACCAGGAGACAAAAGUAAAAGUCGGAGAAGGAGGGUGGCUGGGAACAUCAUCUCUUUUGAUGAAGAUGACAUCGCGGGACGGUUGGAAGAGUUCAGUGGCAAUGUUGGCAGGUCUUCCUCUUCAACUCAAAACACCUCCCCAACAGAGAGCGUGGUGGUGAUAGGAGUGGAGUGUGUAGAGCCUAUGGUGGACGACAACGGAGGACAAAGCGACAUUGACAUCAGCGGAGAAUGUGACAUCAGUUCCGACCCUGACAAUAAAAAAGGCUUAAGGCCAAUUAGUAAUUGCAGUAUUGGAGAAUUAAUUCCAGUUCCUUUAACCGAAGAAACGCAAACUUCUGAAGAUUCCUUAUCAGUUCCUAGUUUCUCUGAGGAUGCAGAUGCAGGAAGUGUGGAGGCUGUAGAAGCAUGUUCUGGACCUUCUGGGAUCGAAGUGGCGUUGGACUCCAAGGUGGCACGGCUACAGAAGGACAUGGAAGCGCUGAAGGAGACGAACCAGGCACUGAAGGCUCAACUGAAACUGACAAGUCGGCAGCAUCAGCAGGACCUGCAGACUUUAGAAGUCCGGAAACAGGCUCUUGACAGAGAGAAUGAGCUAUUAAAGCAUCAACUUCGGAAAUAUGUGGGUGCGGUGCAGAUGUUGAAACAGCAAGAGGGACACAAUGAAGAGGCAGACCUUUACGAGAAGAAGUUGGUUCAGGUGGCAGAGAUGCACGGUGAACUGAUGGAACUCAAUGACCGACUGCAGCGCAGCCUCCAGAACAAGGACGCCACCAUCAAGCGUCUUCGGGCAGAGCUGGAGAGCUUGCGAGGACCUCUGCUGGAGUCUGAUGACGAAGACCUGUGCAGUCCUGCGCUGAUCAGUCUCUGGAUACCCUCGGUGUUCCUGGCCGGCAACAACAGCUCUCAACACCAUGUCUACCAGAUACACCUGAGAAUAUGCGAUGAGGAGUGGAACGUCUACCGUCGAUACGCUCAGUUCUAUUUGCUUCACAAGACUCUAAAGAAACAGUAUCCGGUCAUCGGAACGUUCUUUUUCCCACCAAAGAAGACUCUGGGAAAUAAGGAUGCAAAGUUCGUGGAGGAGAGAAGACAGAGGCUGCAACAAUACUUGCGGCGUGUCAUGAACCAUCUGACAAGCUCCCACUCGUUACUCACCACUGCCCCGAGUAAACCGCUGCUCAUUUCAUUGAUGCCAUUCUUCGGCGAGCAGCAACCUGUAGAAGACAAGCGCAAGACGAGUCCGUUCUCGCGGGAAGGCCCCCCCGACAGCCCUCAGUACACGGGCCUCUAACUGUGAUAGACCAUUAAAUAAGUUUAGUGUAUGAGAACAGUGCUAUUGUUAUUUUUUUGUAAGUACUAUAUUAUGACUAUAAUAAUAAUGUGUGAUGUGAUAUUAUGUACUAAUCGUUCGAGUGAGAGCUGAUCUGUAAGUAUUUACACUGAUGUCGUCAGUGUAGCUGGCCUAUGCUAUUCUUACUUGUAAGUAUCCGCUUUCAAGAUCAAACACUGGUUGCUAAGUAAGUUGCUCAUACUUACUAAGUUUUGAGUUUGUCGGUGAAGUUAGUACGCAGAUCUUAAUUGUACCAAACUAAUGUUUUAUAUAUAUUCAGUUAAUUAAGUUUGAGAAGUUAUAUAUUUUAAUAGUUGUAUAGUCAAUAUAAGAGAGUAUAUUAAGUUUGCGUUGCAAUAGUUUAUUUGCUUUUUUGGAACAAAGCAUUACUCUUAAUACAACAGAUAUUUAACUUUUA
Homalodisca vitripennis (glassy-winged sharpshooter) is the source of this 2820-nucleotide messenger RNA. RefSeq names its product sorting nexin-29. The record is from RefSeq and is a predicted model, not a curated record. Gene Ontology annotation, molecular function: phosphatidylinositol binding. Bases 441 to 2363 code for a protein of 640 amino acids. Lineage: Eukaryota; Metazoa; Arthropoda; Insecta; Hemiptera; Cicadellidae. The transcript is spliced from 13 exons.